This is a messenger RNA of Symbiodinium pilosum, 352 nucleotides long. Lineage: Eukaryota; Dinophyceae; Suessiales; Symbiodiniaceae. The record is from the annotation of a GenBank genome assembly.
GAAGAUUCGCUUGGCGGACAAGGAAGGUCUAGGUGGCGUGAUGAUCUGGGAGCUGGGCCAGGACGUGAUGCAAGAUCGCGGCAGUCUGCUUUGGCAGAUUUGGGAUGCGACGCAGCAGGUGCAAAACAAGGGCAUCUUGCAUGGCCUUUUCGGGAUCAUUGUGACAGAGGAUCACAUGUUCGGUCUACUGACAUUCCUGAUGGGAGGCUACUACCUGGCCAAGACGCUUGCUAUGGCCGCGCGGCCUACAAACAACGUCCGCAAGAAGCAGGUUCCAGACACGUCACUACCAACCGUGCCGGAGCAGUCAGAUGACAACACAACUGAUGCUGAGGAAAAGAAGGAGUCCUAG